AAAAGAAAAAAAACGCUCGUCUUCGUCUUCUUCUUCCUCCGCACACAAGACAAAUUUUGUAACGAAGACGGGAUCGCGAUAAGAUCCCGGUGAUCGAAAAGCCCUAAGGAGUAAUCGUAAAGGGAAAGGGACUUAAAGAUGCAUACUUUUGGUUACAGAGCAAAUGCUCUGCUCACUUUCGCAGUCACUGCGCUUGCAUUCAUUUGCGCAAUCGCUUCUUUCUCGGACAAAUUCAGCAACCAAAAUCCCUCUGCUGAGAUCCAGAUACUUAAUAUUAAUCGGUUUAAGAAGCAAUCUCAUGGAAAUGAUGAGGUCAGCUUGACAUUGGAUAUAUCAGCAGACUUGCAGUCACUAUUUACUUGGAACACCAAACAGGUUUUUGUUUUCGUAGCAGCGGAGUAUGAAACCCCGAAGAAUUCCCUGAAUCAGGUUUCUUUAUGGGAUGCGAUUAUCCCUGCCAAGGAACAUGCCAAAUUCCGGAUUCAAGUCUCAAACAAGUAUCGUUUCAUCGAUCAGGGACAGAAUCUUCGGGGAAAAGAAUUCAACUUGACAUUACACUGGCAUGUCAUGCCCAAGACCGGGAAGAUGUUUGCUGACAAGAUAGUCAUGCCUGGUUACAGUUUACCAGAUGCAUACAGAUGAUGAAGAUUGAAUAAAACAUCAAACAUAGUCCAAGACUUUUUGUAUUUCAGUUUUCUGAAAAGUUUUCAGACUUUUCUUUUUAUUCGACAGAAAAACUAAUUCAAAAGUAUUAUUGUUCUCUU
This is a messenger RNA of Arabidopsis lyrata subsp. lyrata, 764 nucleotides long. RefSeq names its product signal peptidase complex subunit 3A. The record is from RefSeq and is a predicted model, not a curated record. NCBI's taxonomy places the organism in Eukaryota, Viridiplantae, Streptophyta, Magnoliopsida, Brassicales, Brassicaceae. Gene Ontology annotation, cellular component: membrane; signal peptidase complex. Gene Ontology annotation, biological process: protein targeting to ER. The transcript is spliced from 6 exons. Bases 139 to 642 code for a protein of 167 amino acids.